AUGUUUAACAGGGAUUUGCUGUUAAUUUGAAUCUGUGUACUGCUUGGUUCUGAUUGAUUUCCAUUGAGCUCUCUUGAAUAUAAACAGUUUUACCAGGUGUCCAGUAUUCAACAAAGGGAAAUAUGGUCACUGUAACCCUAGUGCUUUUUCACAUCACUUGCCACUUGGGUAGGUUUUGCUUUCUGAAUAUUUACUACAGGUUAGAUGAUUAAAUGUCAAACCACUGAGAUAUUGUUGAAAAUAAUUUUGUACUUGAAAACUUCUAUAUUUCUAUAAGUAAUUCCCCAUCCUACAAACACUGAAGUACACACUUACAUUUUCUAUUACUUUUUUUAUUGCAUAUAUAAAUAUUUGGAUUUAUACUCAUAUACUUGUACUUCAAACCACAUAUUUCAGUUUCAUAGUUUUUCUGUGUGCUACAUCUAUUGUAACAAUACAUUCCAAUGGUGCUCUUCACUCUGACAGCCCUACUGUUCUGUGUUACCAAAUUCUAGGGUUUUUAAAAUAAAUUAUCUUUUUUGAAAGGGUCCAGGAUACUGUGCUGACCUCACCAGAGGUAUCUCCCCCCUGGUUCUCUGCAGGGGAACAGCUAAUGCAUGUUCACCUAUGUUUGUAAAACACACAGCUUAGCAGUGGCCCAGGUCACAAUGCUUCCCCGGUUCCCCUUGGCUGUAAACAGCUAACCGCAGCCAAUGGGAGCUGUGAGACUCUAUGGCUGUGGAGCCAGUAAGUAAACAACCUGGAGCGACCCAUUAGUGAGUUUCUCAGAGUGAGUCCCUGAACCACUUUGAGAAACACUGGUAUAUGGGGUAUAAUGCUAAAGGUGUGAAGGUAAAGCACACAAUGUAAAGCACCUUCAGUCUUGGCUAUUUCACUGCUCUGUCAGUUCAGUUUCAACAUGGGGUUAGUUUAAUUUAAAACAAUAAAUAGGUUGAGAGCUGACUGGCUUCCACUGUAUCAGUCUGUUCAUGGAGAGAAACUGCUGGAUCCCCAAGGGCUCCUGAGUCUAAUGAAGACAGCUCAGCGAGAACCAAUAACUGAAAGCUGAAGCCAGACAAUUUCAGGUUAGAAAGGAGGCACAAAUGUUUGAUGGGGAAGAGGAUUAGUCACUGAAACAAAUGGUCACAGGAUAUUGUGGAUUCUCCAUCUUUUGAUGUCUUCAAAUCAACACUGGACGACUCUUUAGAAAACAUUCUUUGGGGAAACAGAGCUUUGUGCCUAGAUAGCUGGGUUAAGUUUAAUGGCUUGUGCCACAGAGGAGGUCAGACUGCAUGACUAAGGAUAUCUUCUGAUCCCAUGAAUCCAUGAAUUUUAGGAUCUCAGCCUGCAAACACUUAGUGCACAUGUUUAAAAAUAAGCAUCUGCAUAGUCUUAUUAUCAUCACUUAAUUUCUGUUGGGGAGAGGAUUUAUAAUUUGCCUGUCAGAUGAAAGAACCAAGCUCUGUGCUGCAAAUAAAUGGAUGAAGAUUAGGGGUUUUAAAUACAGCAGCCUAAAUUUAAACAACUACAACUCAGACAUGUGAAUAUGCAGCUUGUUUAUAAGAAACACUGGAUACACCAAACUGAAUCCCAUUGUUGCAGGUGCAGUAAUGUUAUAAUUCAAGCCAGGUAUUGAGAUAAAUGAAUGUGGUUUUGGGAUCUAACUUGUAUGCGCUGUUUAUGGAAUAUCUAGACUCAAACAUUUGCCCAAAAUGUCCAGUACUAGUAUGCCUGUCACCAGGGACAGAGUCUGGGGAGAAUGGUGGUAUGGAAAGGAUUAAAGCCCCUUCUGAAAUGUCUCCAAUUGCCCUUCUCCCCCUGACAGGCUACAGAACAGCUAUAUUUGUCUCCAGCUCAGCCCAUGGCCUGCAAAGCCAGGGAAAGGAAAUGGCUGUGGUGGAGCCAGUGACCUUCGAGGAGGUGGCUGUGUAUUUCUCUGAGGAGGAAUGGGCUCUGCUGGACCCAGGUCAGAGAGCCCUCUAUUGGGAUGUGAUGCAGGAGAAUUAUGAGGCCGUGAGCUGGCUGGGUAAGGAUUCCUGUCCCCUCAGGUAUCAGAAGCUGGGUGGGCUCUGGAGCAGCUGGGUUAGGUUUGGUUCAGGCCCCUCAAUGUUCUCUUCCCCGCCAGUAUCAGGAGUAUGGUUACUUAUGAACCUUAAAUUUAUCCCAGGAUUAAACAGUAACAUUAUCAUAAAGUCUCUUACAAAAAUAGAGAUCCUGAGAGGCACCUGCACAGCAGGUGAUAGAACAGCGAGGGAGAACAAUAAGAAGAAUCGACAGCAGGAAGCUCCUGAACCAGUAGAAUCUCAGGGAACGUUUGUGGAAGGAGCUAAAGGGGAUUUUUCCCAGUGUGUAGAACAGGGGGAAGCCUGGGAAAAUCGACACAGGGGAGAGAGGCAGCUGGAGAACAAUCCAAGCAGGAAAGCAGAGGAAUCCAUUGAAUGUGGGGGAGGAUCCAAGGAUCCCAAGGAAACUCCAGCCCAGCAGUCAAAUCACAAUCAAAAGAAACCUUGUGAAUGCUCAGACACUGGGAACAAAAUCAGUGAGAAGUCAGGCCUUAUUUUGCCCCAGAGAGGGCACACAGGAGAGAGACUCUGCAAGUGCCUUGACUGUCGAAAAUGUUUGAUUGAACUGUCAUCCUGUAUUGAACAUGAGAUUAUCCACAUGGGAGGAAAAUCCCAUACGUGCUUUGAGUGUGGGAAGAGCUUCACUUUGAGAUCACACCUUAGUAUACAUCAGCAAACCCACACAGGUGAGAGGCCAUAUAGAUGUUUGGAAUGUGGGAGAAACUUCAUUAAGAGGUCACACCUCAGUGUACAUCAGAGAAUUCACACAGGAGAGAAACCAUAUAAAUGCCAUGAGUGUGGGAAAGGAUUCACUGACCGAUCAACCCUCACUAAACAUGUGAGAACACACACGGGAGAGAGACCAUACAAGUGCCAUGAGUGUGGGAAAAGCUUCAGUCAGAGUUCAAACCUUACUCUUCAUCAGAGAGUACACACAGGAGAGAGACCAUACAAAUGUCAUGAAUGUGGGAAAGAUUUUACUGAGCGCUCAGCCCUUAUUGUCCAUGAGCGAAUCCACACGGGAGAGAGACCGUUUAAAUGCCACAAGUGUGAGAAAGAUUUCACUGAGCAAUCAGCCCUUACUGUACACGAGAGAAUCCACACAGGAGAGAGACCAUAUAAAUGCCAUGUGUGUGGGAAAGGAUUCACUGAGCGAUCGGCCCUUAUUGUCCAUGAGAGAAUCCACACGGGAGAGAGACCAUAUAAAUGCCAUGUAUGUGGGAAAGGUUUCACAACACGAUCAGCCCUUACUGUCCAUGAGAGAAGCCACACAGGAGAGAGACCAUACAAAUGCCUUGAGUGUGCAAAAGGUUUCACUAUGCGAUCAGCCCUCAUUAGACAUGAGAGAACCCACACAGGAGAGAGACCAUAUCAGUGCUUCGACUGUGGGAAAAGCUUCAGUCAGACUUCAUAUCUUAUUAGCCAUCAGAGAGUGCAUACAGGAGAGAGACCAUAUAAAUGCCGUGAGUGUGGGAAAGGUUUCACUCGUCAGUCAGCCCUUACUGUCCAUGAGAGAACCCACACUGGAGAGAGACCGUAUAAAUGUACUGAAUGUGGGAAAGGUUUCACUGAGCAAUCAGCCCUUACUGUCCAUGAGCGAACCCACACAGGGGAGAGACCAUAUAAAUGUGUUGACUGUGGGAAAAGCUUCCGGCACACCUCACACCUUAGUAGGCAUCAGAGAAUCCACACAGCUCCUGAAUCAGCAAAUCCCCCAGCGAAGAAACUGCAGAUUUCAUUAGCUGGCAUGUAAAACACUUCUGUUAGAGCCUGGGCGCCUGAGACUGCUCUACAUAUGAGGGAAUUCUCCAAGCACCCUGCCUAAUUUCCACGCAGAUGAGUGGCACUUGGCUCCCAGGGAUCCAGCUGUCCAGUGCUGGAGUGAGGAGACAGCAGCACCCAACAAUCAACUGGUCAGUGACCUGCUGGCUCUGCCUGGUCUGAGCAAACCCCAAGCAGGGGACCCCAAUCACCCCUCGUGCCAGCUGCAGCCCUGGCUGCUGAUCUGAUGGGACACAAACUCCUCCAGAUGCUCCCUGGGCCUGCCUCAAGUUCUCCCUCUCCCUUCCUGACCCGGCUGGGAUCCUCCUGCCAUGGACAUUAUGAGAAGAACACUUGGGCAAGGCCCCACUUUCUCUCUGAACACCCAUUUCCCACCCCCAUCAUACAUCUCCCUGCUUGGCUGGGCUCCCCCACUGCCCUAGAGCUGUUCCCUGGAAGGGGCACGUGCAGAAAGGCUGCUAAAUCCUCCUCUCCCCAAAUCCCAGAGGGGGCACUGGGAUUCUGCCCCCCCUUAAGCGGAGUGAUUGCUAGUCCCCUAGUGCCCUGUGAGGGCAGAUUGGCUCAUUCCCAGACACUCUCAUAUGACCCCAGACUAUGCUGAAAUGUGUUUUGUAUUUGUCCUUUUCCUGCCUGAUGGGCUAGAACUCACUGGAUCAGGGGUCGGCAACCUUUCCAAAGGUCCCAUCCUGUUUCACAGCCCUGGUUCCAUCUCUGGGUACAGUUGCUGCUGGACUUUUCUGGGCAACUGUAGCUCAUGUGUUCAUGGGAACUUGAGGGCUUUUUUUUAUUUUAGUAUAAUGACAUAUAGAACUUUUGUAACUAAUACAGUCAAGUAAUGAGAAGUAAAGCAGGUUUAGCCAUUUCUGAAGAAAAUGGGUAAAUUGUAUUUAUUUCCUUGAUUCUGAGACUUAAAAGAUUACUUGAUGUUUCACUCUAUGGAUGUGAAAGUGAUUAACGGCCCACCCUGUAUCAUGGGGUUUUCUUUCCUUGUGAAGGCUGUUGGGUCACACACUUUGAUAUCCGGUUAGUUAGAUGUGCAGACGUCACAACUCAAAUGAUCAUUUGCCAAAAUUUUAAUUGUAUUUUCACCAUGUUCUUUGGUGCCUUUGCCACAAGCUCUUUGUGUGAUUUGAGCAAUGACAAUGGUCAGUAUCUCUGAGUGGGGUGAGCAGGGGAAGUUAUGGGGUAGGGGAGCUGCCCUGACACUGCACCACCACCACCCCGGAGGGAUUGCUCUGGCUGCAGUUUUCUAAUCUCCUAACCCAAGCCCUGCAGGCCGUAUACUGCUGAGCUGGGCCAGCUGCAGCCUUGCCAAAGGGCUAUUAUCUCAGUGCAGACUCACCCGCAGAGUUUCCUUUUGUAUUGGCCCCUCAGGGGUUCUCUCCACUUUUCAGCCACCCAUGUGUGAAUGCUGCUCUCUAGCAGGUGCCAGGCUGAGCGGGGUGCGGACAGGAGUCUGUCUUUAUUCCUCCUUUGCAAAUGAAGCAGAUUUUUAGUUUCUCCCACUUGUGGUGGUGUUUGUUUUUAAUUAACUGGCUCCCACUACCACAUGGCUGCUGCUGGGGAUCCCUAGCUAAGAGCCCUUUUCCUGGAGGCUGGGGCUUGUGCUGUUCCACACAGGAAACCCCCUCCAAUGGGAAGCAGGGGUGGUUCUGUGGUGUCCCUCAGAACAUUCAGCCCACUCGUCUGCUUGCCUACAGAGUAGCCUCCCGGGGCUCAUUUCCCCUUCCUCUCUCGGGUGGGGACACGGCUCUGAACGAGAGUCUCCCGUCUCUCGGGGGAGCUCCGACCACUGAACUUGGCAGAAAUCUCUCCCAGAGACUUGCAGGCUGGACAGAUGUUUGUUGUGAAGCAUUUUGUAA
Messenger RNA from Pelodiscus sinensis (Chinese soft-shelled turtle), 5686 nucleotides. NCBI's taxonomy places the organism in Eukaryota, Metazoa, Chordata, Testudines, Trionychidae. The record is from RefSeq and is a predicted model, not a curated record.